This is a messenger RNA of Equus caballus (horse), 4609 nucleotides long. Lineage: Eukaryota; Metazoa; Chordata; Mammalia; Perissodactyla; Equidae. The record is from RefSeq and is a predicted model, not a curated record.
GUGACCGUGUUUCAAUAUAUCCUUUCAUUAGCAGAGCUGAAAAUAGCAGUAAAAUGAGAAGAUAUAAUGUUAAAUAUUAAAUCCUUAAGUGAGGCACUUUUGACAACGUAUUCAAAAUAUUUGGUGAGGAAGAUAAAAUGUGUUGAUCUGGGAUACAAAAUAGAUCUAGAGGAUGGUCCCAAACAAGCUAUGGUUAGUGAACGGACAGAAGCCUUUACUACUGCUCGAAAUUUAUUGGCCUCUGGAGCUGAUGCUAUUGAAAGGAUUAUGUCUUCAUACAAAGAGAUCACUGAAUUAGCAGGCUAUACUGCUCGAGUGUACAAUAUGUUUUGGGUCUUUGAUGAAGUGAAAAGAGGCAUUUAUAAGAGAACUGCUGUCAUGCAAGAGUCUGAAAACCACAGCAAGAAUGGAGCUAACAUAGAAUUAUCCCUCAGUGAUACGUUGGAAAUCAAAGGAAAAGUUAUUGAUGUGGAUCAUGGAAUUAUUUGUGAAAAUGUUCCCAUAAUUACACCAACGGGAGAAGUGGUGGCUUCCAGGCUAAACUUCAAAGUACAGGAAGGAAUGCAUCUUUUGAUAACUGGUCCCAAUGGUUGUGGGAAAAGUUCUCUCUUCCGAAUUUUAAGUGGGCUCUGGCCUGUGUAUGAAGGAGUCCUCUAUAAACCACCUCCCCAGCAUAUGUUCUAUAUUCCACAAAGGCCAUACAUGUCUCUUGGAAGUCUUCGGGAUCAAGUCAUUUAUCCUGAUUCAGUGGAUGACAUGCAUGACAAAGGCUAUUCAGACCACGAUCUGGAGUGUAUUCUACACAAUGUCCACCUCUAUCACAUAGUUCAAAGAGAAGGAGGAUGGGAUGCUGUUAUGGACUGGAAAGAUGUCCUGUCAGGAGGGGAAAAACAAAGAAUGGGCAUGGCUCGCAUGUUUUACCACAGACCAAAGUAUGCCUUGCUGGAUGAAUGUACCAGUGCUGUCAGCAUUGAUGUUGAAGGAAAGAUAUUUCAGGCUGCAAAAGGGGCCGGAAUUUCCUUACUGUCUAUAACACACAGGCCUUCUCUUUGGAAAUACCACACUCAUUUAUUACAGUUUGAUGGUGAAGGAGGUUGGCGCUUUGAACAAUUGGAUACUGCUAUCCGUUUAACACUGAGUGAAGAAAAACAAAAGCUGGAAUCUCAGCUAGCUGGGAUUCCCAAAAUGCAGCAAAGACUCAAUGAACUAUGUAAAAUUUUGGGAGAAGACUCAGUGCUAAAAACAAUCAAAAAUGAAGAUGAGACAUCUUAAUUUGUUUUGACAUAUUUUAAAAGUUAAUUUUCAGGUAAAGGCUCAGAGACACUCUGUUAUAGUGCAUGCGUUGUGUUAAGCUAAGCUCAGAGGAAAAAAGGCAGCAAGAAAUGUUCUAUGAAAUUUUAGCAUCAAGGAAAUAUAUGUUCUGACAGAGGAAAAUAAAAUGCAUUAUGUAAGAUUAGUCAUAUGGCUUCUACUAAUUCCUAGUAAAAGCCUAGUUCACCUGUAAAACAGGAUUUUCUAGGUGAAUUCAUGAUGAAUACCAGAUUUGCUGUGUGUAUGUGAUGUGUCUGAAGUUCUUAACAAACAUGGGUGAUAUCUUGAGAAGGGAACAACUGAAGAGCAGCAUUUGCGUUGAAACCAAGUGCAGAGAAUUAGAAGUCUGAGUAAUAUUUCAGCCCAUCUAUGGUUAUUAGGUUUAAUAGCUAGAAUUCAUGUCCAUCAUUGUCAGUGGUCAACUAAACCUCUGUUAAAAUAGCAGACAGUUUGAUAAAUAAUUUCAAUAUGAAAAAAAUUCUUUUAAUGGCAAUGGUUGAGAGAAAGAAGCAUGGCUAUAUAUGUAUGAAAUGCCAUUUUUUUUUUUUUUUAGAUUUUGAACACCUUAAUGUGGGCCCAUUAAUCGGUUUUAUAAGAAUCUUACAUAUCUGUUAAUAAGCUCUUUCAUUUUAAAAAGAGGAUUGCCAAUACAGAAAACGAAUAUCCAAACAACGUUGUCUCAGCCUGUUACUUUACUUUGAAGCAUUAUCUAUUGCAACUUCUGUCCAGAAAUACUCGGCUUGUUUUUGUGCUCAAAGGAGGAGUCCACCACCUUUUUAAAAUAGCAGUGCUGUAACAGAAUACAGGGGUUCUCAAAAUCACAGUGGUAAGAACAUACAUUGGAAUAAGACUUUAUAAUUCCCAAUCCUCAUUUACAUCGUUUCAUUUUAAUCCUUGGGGCAGUAUUUUGAGGUACAUAUUAUUUUUCUAGUUUGCUUUUGAGAAAAUCUACACUCAGAAUUGCCCUAAUUAUGCCGUUUAUUUAGGGACAGAUCCAGGGAUCAAAUGAAGUUCUCCUGAUUCCCUGGUUCAGUGCUAUUUCCACUAUUAUCCUUGAAAUCCAACUGGGCUAUAAUAUCAAUAAAAGUUAAAUGAGAUGUUGAAAAGAAAAUAAAUUUAGUAAUGUUAGUGUUAUUGUUAUUUGGUUAUUGUUUACACGAUAUAGAAAGUAAGUACAAGGUGGAAAGGCCAUUGGUUCUGAGGUUUAAAAUGGGCCAAGAAAGUUAGCAAAUCUUUCAGCAACUGUGCAUUCAAACUCAAUAUAAAUGUACCUCUACAGCCAGCAAUCAAAAGGGGAAUUAAUUGUUAUAGGUAAGUUUAAUAUUUAUGGAACAUAAUGAGAAAGAAUCUGUAUGGAAUAGUCAUAGGGAAUAAAUCUUAUCUCUUUAUGUGCCCUGGAGUUGGAAGUGCAAAAGCCGGGACUAGCGUUUUAAUCUCCUACCCCCUAUACCACCAUGUUGACGGGCCAGGAAAAAUGGAGAUGAUCUGUUAAUGGUUUAGGAUUUUAUUUGCGUUACUAGACACAGCCAUAAUGGAUGCUGAGUCUGUGAUUCUCAGACUUUUUCAGGUGGUGGAGUACCUGGAAUGCAUUCAUGACGACUGUAGUAGAACAUCAUGACAUUUUCACUUUUUCGGUUCCACCAUGCUAACUAGGACGUUGUUAAUUAUCAAUAAAUGUAACCAUCUUAUAUGAAAGAAUGCAAUAUAAAAUCAUAAUCAGUACAUAUGACUAAGUUUUUCUGUUAGUAUCAUUAGCUACUCCUUUAUGCAUUUGUCAGUUACUACUACUUCCUGUUAGAAAAGUGAGGCAGGUAUCAAAGGUUAAAAAAAAUGCAUGGAACCAAAACUUAAACUUGAUAAAAAUUAUCCGAUAAUCUUAACUUCUAUAUUAGCAGUUAUCCAGUUUAUACUGCUCUGGGGAAAAUUCUGAGAUAAGUGUCCUAAGUUAACUUUUAAAGACACAAGAAGAAAAUGAAAAGUCCUCAUUUGAAACAUAUGCAUAAUUCUCAUAAGUUGAAAAAUAAAGCAUUAGGACCCAAUAUAUUGUAUUUUGAAACUUUAAAGCAAUGCCAAAACAAAUAUUAGAUUUGUAAUUAGCCCUUAUUUAAUAUAUUCUAAGAACGAGCUAAAGUAAAUAAGACUCAUUAUUUAUAAUGUACAGGAUUCGAGGAUGCUUAAAAUUAUGUAGUAAAAACUGUACGCACUGCAAUUUAAGUGUUAAAGUUCUGAGGAACAUGUUUUCCAUGAGCUUUUUUGUGCCUAUUUAUUUUCUGAACUUACUUCAGGACCAAUAUCCUCUAACUUGGAGGGCAAAAAGAAUUGUGAUUUGAAUUUGCAUUUGCGUAUCAUUUAAUUGUUUCCAAAAUGGUCCAAUGAUUAUACCAUAUUUUACUAUUCUCAUAGUUAUAUUUUAUGAAAAAUGUGAACCGGAUUGAGAAACCAAAUAGCCGUCUUUGAAAAUAGAAAAGAAUGGACAAGGAAAGGACAGAGAAAGGAUAUUUCAAUUUUCAAACUACUUUUACUGUGUUAUCUAUUUGCCCAAACUUUCGACUUCUAUUUUUUUGGUUUUUGGGUUUGUUUUCUUUUCGGUCACAGAAAGCUAUAAAUUUAUGGAGCUCGAUUUUUAAGUGUGCAUUUUUUAAUUAACUUUUAAACUUGGAAAAUAAGUUGCAUUCUAUGAAAACGUCGCAUUUUGUUUCUGCAGCAUGUCGUGUUAUGCCAAGCAUGAGUCUAAAAUAUUGUGUGUUCUUAUAAACAAGAUAAUGUGUAAAAAUCCCUCUCCAGUAAUUUCAAGGAGAAUGAUAUAUCUAGAUAUUCAACCAAGUUUACAUGGGAGUGGUUUUCACUUGACAGUUGUUUGAUUUUUGUGUCAAAUUUUGCUCUGCCAGUAAAGGUAUAAAGGGCAUGUUAGUUUUUUAUUUGAGACUUUGGUUCCAAGAAUAACUUCAUAUUUGGCAAGGCUUAGCCUCUUAAAAUCUGUUUGGAAUAGGUUUUUGAUUCCGUAAGCCUAGAAAAAUUUGUUACACAUUGGAACUCAAAUCCAGAGGAUGUUCCACACUUCUGGGAUGUGCAGAAAAUGGUAGUGAUUAUUUAGCCAUUGAUUAAAAGAGAUGCCUUUAAUAUAAUUACGUUAUGGGCAAAAAUUAUUCUCAUUUAGAAGUGUAAAGUACUGUCACCUAGCCCAGGGUGUUUACAGUCCUGCUGAUGUACAGUUAGGUAUAUACUUGUAGUGUUUGCCACAUGAGAACUUGCAGGGGGAUGUGUAAAAUGUUUUUAUUAAAAGCAAAUCUCUUCUUCA